AUGUUUCAGAACUUCGAUCACAGGCACUGCAGAAGUAGAACGCGGUCACCACCGAGGCGCCGCACAAGGCACAGAAGCAGAAGCACUUCGUCGCCCUCUCCUCCUCCUCCUAAAUCGCGCAGUCCCAGUGUCGUUGCGAACCAUCACAAGCUCAAAAAAGACGAAGAAGAAAAGAGAAGAUUCAAGAAUCUGACAAAGCAAGAAAGAAGUUCUCAAAUGCAAUAUCUCUUUCUUCCUCCCAAUUUCUUGGAGAUCAGAACAAAGCUGCAGACGUGGCUGCUCAAGCUACUUUGUCAAAGUUUUCAGGUUCAUCUGCCAUCUCCAGUGCUGUUCAUACCCUCGAUUUCCCGAGAGUUCUGAGGCUGGCGAAGCUGAGCAACAAUGGUGUUGUGCUCUUAUGCAAGAACAUGGGUUUUUCUUUCUCUUCCCUCAAAUGGAGGAACCUUCUGGGAGGACAUGGUUCAAGCGGUGGUGUUUUUCUUUGUGUUAGUUUCUUAAUCUACAUCUGCUAUUGUGCUUUUAGAUAUUCUCUCUUGUCAAAGUUGGGUUGUCCCAGAAUUGAUGAAAAAUGAGUAAUUGCUUACAAUUAGCCUUUCUAGAUUGUCUUACAAUUCCUGUGCUUUUGGUUGCAGGCAUAUGUGGAAAAGGUUCACAAGGCCUAGUGAAUGCAGUUUAGAAAAUUUAGCCACCUAAUUUGUGGAUUCUAUUUUAGGAAUUGUUAUUUAUUGUCUUAGAUGUGUAUUAUGUUUCCUUACACCCA
Arachis ipaensis is the source of this 760-nucleotide messenger RNA. The record is from RefSeq and is a predicted model, not a curated record. NCBI's taxonomy places the organism in Eukaryota, Viridiplantae, Streptophyta, Magnoliopsida, Fabales, Fabaceae.